Messenger RNA from Conger conger (European conger), 5059 nucleotides. RefSeq names its product lipase maturation factor 1 (gene lmf1). Bases 24 to 1757 code for a protein of 577 amino acids. Lineage: Eukaryota; Metazoa; Chordata; Actinopteri; Anguilliformes; Congridae. Gene Ontology annotation, cellular component: endoplasmic reticulum membrane. Gene Ontology annotation, biological process: protein maturation. The record is from RefSeq and is a predicted model, not a curated record. The transcript has 11 exons.
UCUGCGCAGUGACAGCAGCCAAGAUGGCCGCGUCCAUGCAGAACAUGGAAACCGAUGGAAAUGCUUUGAGGAAAAGAAGGACUGAUACAGUUAAACCGACCACAAAACCCACCGACGACAGUAAUGACACAAACGGCGAAGAAGUAGAAACUAAAUAUGGCAAACCGGGUGCUGUCAAUUUGCAAUCCGGGACGUUCUGGCUGACACGAAUCGUACUGCUACGGUCCAUUGCUUUUAUUUACUUCGUGGCGUUUGCCGUGGCCUACAACCAGAACAAGCAGCUGAUUGGAGAGCGAGGCCUGACCCCCAGUGAGGAGUACCUGCGCAGCGUCAAGCGCUAUGUGGGGGGGAGGAUCGACACGUCGGCCCUGGCCUACACCCCCACGCUCCUGUGGUUCCUGGACUGGUCGGACAUGGACCUGAACCUGGACGGGCUGGCCCUGCUGGGACUGCUGCUCUCCGGGGCGGUGCUGCUGACCGGCCGCGCCAACAUGCUCAUCAUGGCCCUGCUCUGGCUGCUCUACCACUCCCUGGUCAGCGUGGGGCAGAUCUGGUAUUCUUUUGGCUGGGAGAGCCAGCUCCUGGAGACGGGGUUUUUGGGGAUCUUCCUGUGCCCCCUGUGGAGCCUCUCUCAGGUGCCCCUGCGCUGCCCCCCGUCCCGGAUCUCCAUCUGGCUGUUCCGCUGGCUCAUCGUGCGCAUCAUGCUGGGGGCGGGACUGAUUAAGAUCAGAGGAGACCGCUGCUGGAGGGACCUCACAUGCAUGGACUAUCACUAUGAGACCCAGCCCGUACCGAACCCCAUGUCAUACUACAUGCACAGAUCCCCGUGGUGGUUCCACCGCUUCGAGGUGCUGUCCAACCACUUCAUCGAGCUGAUCGCACCCUUCUUCACCUUCCUGGGCCGCCGCAUGUGCAUGGUCAACGGCGCGCUGCAGAUCCUCUUCCAGGCGACACUGAUUGUGAGCGGGAACCUCAGCUUCCUGAACUGGCUGACGAUCGUGCCCGGUCUGGCCUGCUUCGACGACGCGGCGCUGGGCUUCCUGUUCGGCUCAUCAGAGGGCGGGGCCAAGCAGACCGUGAGCCGGAUCCAGAGCGAAGAGGCUGCGGGUCGCACGGCCGCGCCAACCAGAGGUAUGCUGGUACGGCGAGUAGUGAACGUGUCUCUAGCUGUCCUGAUUGGUUACCUGAGCGUUCCCGUGGUGAUGAACCUGCUGAGCUCCAGACAGGUGAUGAACACGUCCUUUGACCCUCUCCGCAUCGUCAACACCUACGGAGCCUUCGGCAGCAUCACUAAGGAGCGUACAGAGGUGGUGUUUCAGGGCACGCUCAGUAGUGACCCUAAUGACCCAGCGGCAUUGUGGGAGGAGUAUGAGUUCAUGUGUAAACCAGGAGCCCUGCACCGCCGGCCCUGCCUCAUCUCCCCCUACCACUACCGACUGGACUGGCUCAUGUGGUUCGCUGCCUUCCAGACCUAUGAGCAGAAUGAGUGGGUGAUCCACAUCGCAGGCAGACUGCUGGCCAAUGACUCCAGCAUCCUCUCCCUCAUCCAGCACAACCCUUUCCAGGGCCGAGAGCCGCCCAGGUGGGUGAGAGGAGAGCACUUCAGGUACCGUUUCAGUGAGCCGGGCGGGGUGAGUGCAGCGCAGGGGAAGUGGUGGAUACGGAAGCGCCUGGGGGCCUACUUCCCCCCCGUGGACCUGGCCGGGCUCAGGAAGUACUUCCAGUCCCGCAACUGGCCCCACCCACACGCCCAAUGAGCGCCUGACACCUGGCCCCGCCCACACGCCCACUGAGUGCCUGACACCUGGCCCCGCCCACACGCCCACUGAGUGCCUGACACCUGGCCCCACCCACACGCCCACUGAGUGCCUGACACCUGGCCCCGCCCACACGCCCACUGAGUGCCUGACACCUGGCCCCUCCCACAUGCCCACUGAGUGCCUGACACCUGGCCCCUCCCACAUGCCCACUGAGUGCCUGACACCUGGCCCCGCCCACACGCCCACUGAGUGCCUGACACCUGGCCCCGCCCACACGCCCACUGAGUGCCUGACACCUGGCCCCUCCCACAUGCCCACUGAGUGCCUGACACCUGGCCCCACCCACACACCCACUGACCACUAGACACCUGGCCCCACCCACACGCCCACUGAGUGCCUGACACCUGGCCCCUCCCACAUGCCCACUGACCACUAGACACCUGGCCCCGCCCACACGCCCACUGAGCUCUGGACACCUGGCCCCGCCCACACACCCACUGAGCUCUGGACACCUGGCCCCGCCCACACACCCACUGAGCACUAGACACCUGGCCCCACCCACACACCCACUGAGCACACACCUGGCCCCUCCCACAUGCCCACUGACCACUAGACACCUGGCCCCUCCCACACACCCACUGAGCUCUGGACACCUGGCCCCGCCCACACACCCACUGAGCACUAGACACCUGGCCCCACCCACACACCCACUGAGCACUAGACACCUGGCCCCACCCACACACCCACUGAGCGCCUGACACCUGCCCCCUCCCACACACCCACUGAGCUCUGGACACCUGGCCCCGCCCACGUGUCCACUGAGCACUAGACACCUGGCCCCACCCACACGCCCACUGAGCGCCUGACACCUGCCCCCUCCCACACACCCACUGAGCGCCUGACACCUGCCCCCUCCCACACACCCACUGAGCACUAGACACCUGGCCCCGCCCACACGCCCACUGAGCACUGGACACCUGGCCCCACCCACACAUCCACUGAGCACACACCUGGCCCCUCCCACAUGCCCACUGAGUGCCUGACACCUGGCCCCACCCACACGCCCACUGAGCGCCUGACACCUGCCCCCUCCCACACACCCACUGAGCACUAGACACCUGGCCCCGCCCACACGCCCACUGAGCACUGGACACCUGGCCCCACCCACACAUCCACUGAGCACACACCUGGCCCCACCCACACAUCCACUGAGCACACACCUGGCCCCACCCACACAUCCACUGAGCACUCACAGCCAAUAACGAUCACAUUUCACAAUUAGAGAUGGUACUCUGCUUCCUGAAUCUGUUCUUAAAUUCCUCGUCUGGGCUGUUUCCCACUGGGGGGGUCAGGUGUGACAGUCCCUCCACGUACUCAGAUUUGAUGACGCACGCACAGAAUGUUGCAUGUCAAAUGCGAAAGAGCAAGCGUCCCAAAUCCAAAAGGUACUCUAGGCAGUCGGCUUUCUCUGAAAUAUGCUGGAUUACGACCUUUUAAGAAAAAAAAAUCAUUUUAAGUAUGUUUGUCACAUGCUUAACACUGAGAUUGUUUUAUAAGAUUAGCAGUGUGUACUUUACUGCACAUAAAAUGACAGGACUUCAUUGUGUUAAUUGUCCUGUUUCAUAGUGUAGUUAAAGUGCGAUUUGUGAGUGUACACUUUUGUUGUGUGGCUUAAUGAACCGGACAAGGGAAAAAAGAUCAUACUGGGUCCUUAUCAUUGGCAGCUAACUAUGCUUACUCUGCUUACUAUUGGUGCAGAGUAUCUGGUGCAUCUCUAGGAUCUGUGCCAGUUACCAAUCAAUACAAAUCAAAUCAAAUCAAUCAGCAUGCCUUUGUUCAACAGCUCUCUCCCAUAACGCUCACCUCUACUGCAGCCUGUGCGUUUGUGUUGUCAUUAUGUGUUUUGUUUUAUUUUUGUAUUUGCAAACAGAAACUGUAAUAAGCUGUCUGCCCAGCCCAGUCAGUGUCGCAGGGAGAAAAACACCCUUCUGCUCCGCUCCUCUCUGUAAACGUACACGUGGCGCACGCCCGUGAUUGUGAUGAAUGGGGAACGGGAGGUCCGUGCGCAGCCGAAGACGGGAGCUGAUUGGGUUCAGCCGAGCGGCCGACGCCUGUUACUUUGGGAGCGGUCUGUUACGCUGGCGCCGGCUCGGAGGCGGAGGUUGUGCCACAGCCGCUGAUUAAUAAGAAUAGGAGUAAUAACGGUGUUGAUGAUGUCGUUAUUGGCAUGGCUUCAGCAGCGCGUGGGAGAGUGACCUGGACAGAGUGCGGUGUCGCACGGCUGGUUGUGACUGUGGAGCUGCGCUGCGAUGAUGUCACGCAGCCUCCCCUUCUCUCCGUGCCCUACAAACAACACAGCCACAACUGCAGAAAGAAACGCCUGUGUAUGUGUGUGUGUGUGUGUGUCUGUAUGUGUCUGCAUGCAUAUGAGUGUGUAUGCAUACAUGCCUGUGCGCUUGUAUGUGUGUGCUUGCAUCUGUAUGUGCGCGUGUGUGUACGCAUGUGCAUGCAUGUGAGCGUGUAUGCAUACAUGCCUGUGUGCAUGUGUGUGUAUAUGUGUGUAUAUUUGUGUGGAUGCACGUGUACGUGUGCAGACUUCUGUGAGUGCAAGCAUGUGUGUUUUGCUUCGUGGCACUGAAUGCACCACACAAUUAUUUGGCUGCAUGUACGUUACCUGGGACGAUACAAUAAAGUGUGAGGUUUACCUGUGGACAUAAUGCUCUCUGCAUCUCCAGUCUGGUCGUUCUCACUAGAUCUUGGGGUGUGAGUCAGAUCCCCCUCUUCCCUCUUUUAGGAGGGAUAUAUUCUGGUGUCGGGUUCACAUAAAUCACUGGUUCUCAAUUUUGUCAUUGCAAGACCCCCUUUGAUGACCAUGUAGUUAUCAAUGGCUGAAAUAUUUCUGUGCAAUAUGAAAAUAUAAACAAAAUAUAAACAGAAGGAAGGGUUAUGGUGCGGCAUAUCAAACAUCGCAGUCAGGGAUUACUCGGCAGUAAAGAAAGAUGUUAAUUGCAUUUCACCACCCGGAGGCAGUUCUCCCUGGAUGUGAUGCGAUGAUAUUUUGUAAUGUAAUGAUUGAAUUGAUGGCGGGGGAGGGUGGCGCGUGAAUGGUUUUUAACACCGCUAACAAACACGGAUAACAUUGUGCGGGCUCGCGGUGGCGAUGAUCUUCAGAAGCCCUUUCCUCACGCGAGCCAGGCUUAACGGGACUCUCGUGGUUAUAUAAACGGUGUUGCUGCACAGCACAAGUGAACGGUUGUAAAAGUUGUCCUCCUGAAAUAAAAAUAAACAUAUUUUAUGUA